AUGCGGAGCCUCUCCUCUCUCUCGCGGCGGCCGUCGCCGAUGUUGCUGCUGCUGCUGUCGCCGUGGUCAGUCUGGGCCCAGUUGUCGGCCGCGGCCGCCUCCUCGGGAACCCCAGGCACCCCGGACUGCCCGGAGGCGUGCGCGUGCGCGCCGGGCGGCCAGGCCAACUGCUCGAGGCGCGCGCUGCCCGCCGUGCCUGCGGGCCUGAGCCGGCGCGUGCGCGCGCUGCUGCUGGACCAUAACCGUGUGCGCGCGCUGCCGCCCGGCGCUUUCGUGGGCGCUGACACGCUGCUGCGCCUGGACCUGCGCGAGAACGGGCUGCGCUGGGUGCACGCGCGGGCCUUCUGGAGCUUGGGCGCGCUGCAGCAGCUCGACCUCAGCGCCAACCAGUUGGAGGCGCUGGCGCCCGGCACCUUUUCGCCCUUGCGCGCGCUGCGUUCCCUCUCGCUGGCAGGCAAUCGGCUGGCGCGCCUGGAGCCGGCGGCGCUGGGCGCGCUCCCGCUGCUGUACGCGCUCAGCCUGCAGGACAACGAGCUGCCUGCGCUCGCGCCGGGACUGCUGGCCGGCCUGCCCGCUCUCCGCGCACUGCGCCUGCGCGGCAACCCUUGGGUCUGCGGCUGCGCGCUGCGUCCGCUCUGCUCCUGGCUGCGCCGGCACCCGCGGCCGGCGCCAGAGGCCGAGACGCUGCUCUGCGUGUUGCCAGGGCGCCUGACGCUCAGACCCUUGACCGCCUUAACGGACGCCGCCUUCAGCCACUGCGCGCAGCGGCUCGCCCCCCGGGACCUGGCUGUGGUCUACGCGCUCGGGCCCGUCUCCUUUCUCGCCAGCCUGGCCGCCUGCCUGGCGCUGGGCUCCGUGCUCACCGCCUGCCGCACGCGCCGCUGGCGCGCCACCGCCCUCGGCCCGCUGAGGAGAGCGCUGGACCCUGGCCCCGGGAGCCCCGCGGCCGCUGCUCAGGACUGAGCGGGCCUUGGCUGUUCUCGAAUCUUCCCCUGUCCCCUGCCCUUCUUCACUCUCCCUGCAGGCGUCAACAAGCGACACAGACAAA
Lynx canadensis (Canada lynx) is the source of this 1048-nucleotide messenger RNA. It is a transcript of the gene LRRC26, whose product is annotated as leucine rich repeat containing 26. Bases 1 to 963 code for a protein of 320 amino acids. Gene Ontology annotation, molecular function: potassium channel activator activity; voltage-gated potassium channel activity; transmembrane transporter binding. The transcript has 2 exons. Gene Ontology annotation, cellular component: voltage-gated potassium channel complex. The record is from RefSeq and is a predicted model, not a curated record. Lineage: Eukaryota; Metazoa; Chordata; Mammalia; Carnivora; Felidae.